AUGAAGUUCUCGUCGGCUCUUUUCUGUGUUUUCGCGACCCUUUCUGUGGCUUUCCCUUCUGACUACCUCAAGGUUGCAUCUUGGGGCGUUGAAGGCUAUGCUAAGGAUAACCCCAUUGGAAUCACCACUGGUGGCAAGGGCGGAAAGACCGUCGUUGUGUCGACAGAGGCGGAGCUCGUUGCUGCUGUCAACGGCACCAAGCCCAAGAUUGUGAAGCUAAAGGGCAAGGUUACUCUCUCUGCCCGUCUUAAAGUUGGCUCCAACACCUCUCUCAUUGGUGUUGGACUGUCAGCGCACAUUACUGGUAAGGGUGUUGAUGUCUUCAAUGGCGACAAUGUCAUUCUGCAGAAUCUGAAGAUCACCAAAAUUCUGGACAACGACUGCAUUACCAUUCGAAACAGCACUCGCGUCUGGGUCGAUCACAACGAAUUCUCCUCCGACAUCAACCAGGGCCCCGACCACUAUGAUGGACAAGUCGAUAUUAUUCGCGCCUCCGACUGGGUGACCGUUUCUUGGAACUACUUCCACGAUCACUGGAAGUCCUCUCUCGUGGGCAACGACGCUACAUUCCGCGAUCUCGACUACGGACAUCUUCACGUUACGUACCACCACAACUAUUGGAGAAACAUGGGUACUCGUGGCCCUGCUGGCCGAUUCGGCCACCAGCAUAUCUACAACAACCUUUACGAAGACUUCCUGUACCAAGCCAUUCACAGCCGAUCCGAUAACCAGGUUCUUGUCGAGGGCAAUGUCUUCCGCGGUAACACCAGUGAAGCCCUGAGCACCCACGGCCUCGUCAUCCCCAUGGACUCUCCCAACACCUGCGUUUGCGGUGACGAGGAACUUGAUGGUUUCGCAAACCUCGGAGCAAAGAACGACUGGGGCAAGGCUGGAGUCAAUAUUACACAAAAGGGAGACUUCUACAAGGCUGAUUACAAGUUCAAGUUGACUCCUCUCAAGCUUGUUCCAGCUGUGGCCAAGCUUGGUGCUGGUGUUGGUAGAAUCUGGUAG
This is a messenger RNA of Fusarium sp. VM40, 1011 nucleotides long. NCBI's taxonomy places the organism in Eukaryota, Fungi, Ascomycota, Sordariomycetes, Hypocreales, Nectriaceae. The record is from the annotation of a GenBank genome assembly.